Messenger RNA from Zymoseptoria tritici IPO323, 1415 nucleotides. RefSeq lists its product as uncharacterized. Gene Ontology annotation, biological process: glutathione biosynthetic process. Lineage: Eukaryota; Fungi; Ascomycota; Dothideomycetes; Mycosphaerellales; Mycosphaerellaceae. The transcript has a single exon. Gene Ontology annotation, cellular component: glutamate-cysteine ligase complex. The record is from RefSeq and is a predicted model, not a curated record. Gene Ontology annotation, molecular function: enzyme regulator activity; glutamate-cysteine ligase catalytic subunit binding. Bases 165 to 1142 code for a protein of 325 amino acids.
GCAAUACUGGACUUCCUAUCAAACCCUCUACGCUGCCGAGAGAUGCUGCAUUUUUAACCCACUUACACAUCCAUCCAUCCUCUCGGUAGUCGAAUGGGACUCGGACCUCGCGCGAUCUCAGUGCUCACGAAUACCUUCCACUCCUCAUCAACGCCUCGAUCAUCAUGAAGCUGCUGUUGUCUACCGGCAAUGUCAUGAGUGGAGGCUCAUCCGUUCGCCGCUCGCCCGCCACGAAAUCGAAUACAGAACUGAUCACAUCGCUACGAACCACCUUCGCCGAACAUUCGCUUCAGCUACCAUCCGAGAAUGCCCCUGCGGAAAAUGGCGAGACCGCAAGAGCCGACUAUCGUAGAUGGACCAGAACGGAGGAGGGUGUGCUCGAGGUUCCAACCUUGGACCUGAGCGAAUCUGCAUUAGCUGAAGAGCGCGAGCAAUAUGAUAUUACACUGAAGCUGUUCUAUCUGCCUGGAGCUUCCACGGAGCGGCGGGCGGCGCAGACUCGGGAAGCAGUCGAACUGGUCAUGAAAGCACUGCGUGUGUCCUCGAUCGAUUUGCUCAUCGUCUCGUUUCCCGGAAUUUAUUUCGAUGAGAAGGAGGACUGUCCCGACAAAAUAUCCACACGAGGCCCCGUCGAGGCGGACCCAGAACCCCUCGAAGGACAGAUAUCCGCAUGGCGUAACUUGGAAGCGCUUCAAAGAGAAGGUCUUGUGCAGAGACUUGGCCUCGCUGAAUUUGGAAAGGAACGAUUGGAGUCCUUACUGGAGCAGGUCAAGAUUUGGCCCAGCGUGGAUCAGAUUAACCUGCGUGACUGCUGUUCAGUGCCUGCAGAUCUCAUGGCCCUCGCAAAGAGCAGAAACGUGGAGCUUCUGGUACAUAACGAUUGCUCGAAUGUUCUGCCCAGAGGUACCCUCCGUGAAUUGCUAGGCUCCGGUGCGACAGGUGCUGGCAUACUCGCAGAUCCGCCACAAAGCGGAGGCAAGCGGAAAAACCUGCAUGGAGAGGAAGGUGUCAAUGGCGAUGCCGCUGGCGGCCUUUUGGGCGAGGUGCAUCCGCAAUGGGUAGUCAAGUAUACCGCUGUCGUCAAGAAUCGCGGUGUUGUGGAGAGCAAGGGCUACUUUGCAGUGGCCGAGCUGGUAGACUGAUUCAGUCAUCCGAUGGGGUAAAUUUUGGCUAGUAUAAGGAUGAAGCGCAGCUAGGAGGGCAGGAGCGAUGCGUUGCACACACCGACCGUCUCCAUGGACAGCCGUGCAGUGAGAAAUAGUGGAGAGGGUCCGCGCUUGGGGUCGAUCGGCUGUGGUGAGUCAAGGUGUGGCCUUCUGGCCACGCAAUCCGUGAUUCGGAGAGAGGCGUGAUCUCGGAAAGAAAGGUCAGCAUCCGCGUGCAAUUGACGCGGAUUGGCAGCGCAAAGUUCCGUC